This is a messenger RNA of Olea europaea var. sylvestris, 1965 nucleotides long. RefSeq lists its product as uncharacterized. The transcript is spliced from 3 exons. The coding region runs from base 1 to 1965 and encodes 654 amino acids. Gene Ontology annotation, molecular function: nucleic acid binding; RNA-DNA hybrid ribonuclease activity. The record is from RefSeq and is a predicted model, not a curated record. Lineage: Eukaryota; Viridiplantae; Streptophyta; Magnoliopsida; Lamiales; Oleaceae. Gene Ontology annotation, biological process: DNA integration.
AUGCUGGUCAAAAGCAUAAAGGCCAAGGACCACUGUCAACAUCUAACCGAAAUGUUUGAUAUACUAAGGAAGUAUAGAAUGAAGUUGAACCUGAGAAAAUGUGCUUUCGAGGUCAGUUCAGGAAGAUUCCUAGGUUACAUCGUAAACAACCGAGGAAUCGAGGUAAACCCUGAAAAAAUACAAGCUAUCAUCCAAAUGAAACCCCCAACUAAACCCAAAGAAGUACAAAGUUUAACUGGAAGGGUUGCGGCCCUCAGUCGGUUCGUCUCCAAAUAUACGGACCAAUGCAAACCCUUCUUCGACACGUUACGAGGUGGAAAGAAGUUCGAAUGGACCAAAGAAUGCCAGGAUGCCUUUAACGAGCUAAAAAGACAAUUAGCCAGACCUCCGGUGCUUUCAAAACCUAAGGCAGAAGAAAAUGGCAUUCAGCAUCCGGUUUAUUACGUAAGCAAAGCGCUUCAUGAAGCCGAGCUCAGAUAUUCAGCUGUAGAAAAACUGACAUUCACCCUGCUGAUGGCAGCGCGAAAAUUGAGGUCGUAUUUCUUGGAACACCCCAUUGAGGUCCUGACCAACUCUCCAUUGAGACAAACGCUACAAAAAUUUGACACCUUUGGACGGAUGAAAGAAACCCCUUGGAAACUUUAUAUCGACGGUUCAUCCACCAAAGAACGAUCUGGAGCCGACGUCGUAUUAAUCAGCCCUGAUCACCGCAUGUUCUGUGAAGCCUUGCCAUUCGACUUCAAAGCCUCAAAUAAUGAGGCUGAGUACGAAGCUCUUAUUGCUGGAGCAAGGAUGGCCUCGGGAUUAGGGAUCUCCGACCUAAUCCUGCACAGCGACUCCCAGCUAGUCGUAAAUCAGGCCAACGGUGUAUAUAUGGCCAAAAAAGACAGGAUGGACAACUAUCUACAUGUUGUGAAAAAAGAACUCGAAAGGUUCAAAACCACCCAAGUCAAACAAAUUCCCCGAUCUCAAAAUAAUCAUGCCGAUGCAUUGGCUCGCCUAGCCACCAGUGAGGGAAUCGAGGAAUUCGAUAGCAUUCCCGUAGGAAGGAUAUCCCUACCGUCUAUUGAGCUGGAUAAAGUGGUCCUGAUGAUGAUAGACCCCAAACCAACUUGGCAGGAAGAGAUCAUCUCUUACCUAAAAACUGGAAAAUACCCCGAAAAUCCUGCAGAGGCUAGAAAGCUCCGAACAAGGUUGGCCAGGUACACUCUUAUUGAUAAUAUACUAUACAAACGGGGAUAUUCCAUGGCCUUGUUAAGAUGCUUGAAUGAAGAGGAAGCCCAGUACGCUCUGCAAGACGUUCACGAAGGAAUAUGUGGUAAUCAUUCCGGCGGACUCUCACUGGCCCACAAGAUCGUACGACAAGGAUACUUUUGGCCUGCAAUAAGACAAGAUUCCCUUGAAUUUGUCAAAAGAUGUGAUAAGUGCCAGCGCCUCGCCCCCAUCAUAAACACUCCACCACGCGAACUAAACCCAGUGACAGUACCUUGGCCCUUUUCAAAAUGGGGAGUUGACCUGAUUGGACCCAUGCCCGUUGGGAAAGGAGGUGUAAAAUUUGCCAUCAUCGCAGUGGACUAUUUCACUAAAUGGGCCGAGGUAGAGCCCUUUGCCACCAUCACCGAACAGAAAACAACCCAUUUUUUGUGGAAAUCAGUGAUUUGCAGGUUCGGCAUACCUCACUCCAUUGUUACGGAUAAUGGAAAACAGUUCGACAACGCACGACUUUCGAAUUUCUGCAAAGAGCUCGACAUCAAUAAACAUUUCUCAUCACCAAACCAUCCACAGGCAAACGGCCAAGUCGAAGCCAUUAACAAGAUUAUUAAGCACACAUUGAAAGCAAAACUUGACUUGUUAAAAGGAGGAUGGGCUGAGGAACUCCCCAGUGUGUUAUGGUCUUAUCGAACUACCGCAAGAACAAGCACUGGAGAAACCCCAUUUUCAAUGGCUUUCGGCAUAAGGCCGUGA